Messenger RNA from Procambarus clarkii (red swamp crayfish), 1053 nucleotides. The record is from RefSeq and is a predicted model, not a curated record. Lineage: Eukaryota; Metazoa; Arthropoda; Malacostraca; Decapoda; Cambaridae.
AUGAAACAGAUUGAAAAAGAGAAAGCACAAGGAGUCAGAAUCCAACAGUUAGAAGGGCCUUCAAACGACCUUUCACCGUUCAGGGUAAUGCCAAAUGAAGAGAGAGAUAGUGUCGCUGGUAAUGAUGGUGAGGAGUACUGUGAUGGUGUGUGCAGUGAUGAGGACACAAUAGAGGACACAAUAGAGGAUACAAUAGAGGACACAAUAGAGGAUACAAUAGAGGACACAAUAGAGGACACAAUAGAGGACACAAUAGAGGACACAAUAGAGGAUACAAUAGAGGAUACAAUAGAGGACACAAUAGAGGAUACAAUAGAGGACACAAUAGAGGACACAAUAGAGGAUACAAUAGAGGAUACAAUAGAGGACACAAUAGAGGACACAAUAGAGGAUACAAUAGAGGACACAAUAGAGGACACAAUAGAGGACACAAUAGAGGAUACAAUAGAGGACACAAUAGAGGACACAAUAGAGGACACAAUAGAGGAUACAAUAGAGGACACAAUAGAGGAUACAAUAGAGGAUACAAUAGAGGACACAAUAGAGGACACAAUAGAGGACACAAUAGAGGACACAAUAGAGGACACAAUAGAGGACACAAUAGAGGAUACAAUAGAGGACACAAUAGAGGAUACAAUAGAGGAUACAAUAGAGGACACAAUAGAGGACACAAUAGAGGACACAAUAGAGGACACAAUAGAGGAUACAAUAGAGGACACAAUAGAGGACACAAUAGAGGACACAAUAGAGGACACAAUAGAGGACACAAUAGAGGAUACAAUAGAGGACACAAUAGAGGAUACAAUAGAGGAUACAAUAGAGGACACAAUAGAGGACACAAUAGAGGACACAAUAGAGGACACAAUAGAGGACACAAUAGAGGACACAAUAGAGGACACAAUAGAGGAUACAAUAGAGGAUACAAUAGAGGACACAAUAGAGGACACAAUAGAGGAUACAAUAGAGGACACAAUAGAGGACACAAUAGAGGACACAAUAGAGGACACAAUAGAGGACACAAUAGAGCCAGAGGCACAACAGAGGACACAAUAG